This is a messenger RNA of Vigna angularis (adzuki bean), 832 nucleotides long. Its product is annotated as argininosuccinate lyase, chloroplastic. NCBI's taxonomy places the organism in Eukaryota, Viridiplantae, Streptophyta, Magnoliopsida, Fabales, Fabaceae. Gene Ontology annotation, molecular function: argininosuccinate lyase activity. The transcript has 3 exons. Bases 52 to 594 code for a protein of 180 amino acids. The record is from RefSeq and is a predicted model, not a curated record. Gene Ontology annotation, cellular component: cytosol.
GAAUUUGGAUUUAUCACACCAAGCGACUCUGUUUCAACUGGAAGUAGUAUUAUGCCUCAGAAAAAGAAUCCAGAUCCCAUGGAACUUGUUCGUGGGAAGUCUGCCAGAGUCAUAGGGGACCUGGUUACCCUUCUCACAUUGUGCAAAGGUCUUCCUCAUGCUUACAACCGUGAUUUGCAGGAAGACAAAGAACCAGUAUUUGACAGCGUGAAAACUAUUUUGGGGAUGCUUGAGGUAUCAGCUGAAUUUGCUCUCAAUAUUUCCUUCAAUCGGGAAAGAAUACAAAAGGCAUUACCUGCUGGUCAUCUUGAUGCAACCACACUUGCCGAUUAUCUUGUUAAUAAGGGUGUGCCAUUUAGAACGUCUCAUGAUAUCGCCGGAAAAUCUGUUGCUUUAUGUACACUUAAGAACUGCCAACUGCUGGACUUAAGUCUUGAUGAGCUCAGAAGUAUAAAUCCAGUUUUUGAAGAGGACGUGUAUGAUUUUCUUGGAGUAGAAAAUGCGAUCCAGAAAUUUGUCUCUUACGGCUCAACCGGGUCAGCAUGUGUUGCCAGCCAAAUUGACUAUUGGAUGAAAAAACUUGAAAUGAAGUGAAAGACUAUCCUGAUUGCCAUGAUAUUCUCAUCAUGCCAUGGAAAGCCAAUCCCAAAAACUUGGAAUAAUUGCUCCUGCCAAAGGUCCUGACGCGUAAUUCUGGAAUCCACCAAGAUGAUACCUUUGAGUAUUUGAAGUGUGUAGAGCAUUAGGUUUUAUAUGCAAAUUAGUCAGGUUUUCUGAAUAUUUCAGAAUCAAAAUGUCACACCUUCUAAUAUAUAGUAUCUUAUAUUUUAUG